AUGUGCAACGAGACCGUAGCAAGCUUAGGCUUUGACUGGCUUCUUCUCUUUCUGCGGCCCAACGUUCAUUCGUCCACUUCUCCUCUGGCCAUUCAUACUCUCCUCCAUCUGGUUCUCAACCCUGGCUAUUCGUUGCCCCGAGCAACUCCGCUCGAUGAUUGGGGCUGUUCUCUGCCGGGAGGUGCAUCGGCUGCUGGGCUCCGAUCUUCCAGCAAUCCUCGUAAAAUAGGCAGUCAUCAGACUCCAAGUGCUUUGGGCCUUGCAGCCUCCAGUAGUGCUGUUGGUGGAACCUCUGGUUGGGUAGUUGGUUCUGCAGGUUCAGGGUCCUCUUUCCGAGGGGGACCUUGUUCUUCCGCACCAACCGAGCCUGGCACCUCUGUUUGGACUCCUUCUACUGGUCAGGCCAGUUUAGAGGCCGCUGGACCCGAGGCAACGGUUGGUCCGUCCCGCGGUACCAGCGUUGGUGGAGGGUCAGGAGCCAUCCGGUCAGUCGGGAGUGGGACAUCAGGACACUCGAAUUCGUCCCUCGGAUCGGCUUCCAGCAGUUGCGCUCCUGGAAUCACUGCCGGGAUGGGCCUUGGAACCGGGACUGGUGUUGGUGUAAACCUCGGGUGUGUUGGUGCCUCAGUCGGGGGUGGCGGCGGCAUUGAUACCAGUGGUGUGGUUGCCUUUCGUAACGGCCGCCCGGCAGGUCGUUGGUUGCAUGGCUGUGAAGUCGUGUUCACCAAGCAACAUGGCCUCUUUUUCGGCGCCUCGUCUGGUGCCGCAAGUCGUUCAGCCUCUCGAAGUCUGGCCAUGCAAGAGCUCAACUUGGCGGCAUGCCAGCAACCUGGCUUCUUGGCACUCCGCGCCUUGCUCACCGCUUCCACUACUUCUCAGCCAAUCGCCUUCCAUGUCAGUACACUUCCUUUGGCCUGCACCAGCACUGACAAAGUUCGGGUCUGCAGCUCUGUAGCUAGCGCCACAAGUGGAAAGCCGGCAUCAGCCUCGGAGCAAAGGACUCGAUCCCAUGUGCCCUCGGAUAGAAAGAUGAUGACAUCUUCAAGUGUAGGAAAUAAUAAUUCAUCUACCGACUGGCCAAAUACCAUAUUUCCGGUUCUGCUGCCUCGGCCGCCUCCCGAGCCGGAGCUCUUCUAUUUGCUCACAGCCUUCUUGUUAGGCCAGCGUGUCACUCAGUUGCCCCCUGAUUUGCAGAUGCCAAAUCUGGGCAAGCUGAUCACCGUGAGUGUGGGUCGUGCUGUUUAUUCCCUUAGGACUCAUAACUGUUGCCUAUUAAACAGCACUGACUGA
This is a messenger RNA of Protopolystoma xenopodis, 1290 nucleotides long. The record is from the annotation of a GenBank genome assembly. NCBI's taxonomy places the organism in Eukaryota, Metazoa, Platyhelminthes, Monogenea, Polystomatidea, Polystomatidae.